AUGAUGCAACAAAUGAUGUUUGAUAGCAAAAAGGAAAGAGUGGAAAGCAGUGCCUUUCGUCAAGAGAUCAAGUCCACCACUCAGCAACAAGAGAAGGCAAUUGACUUGUUAGAGCGCCAAGUGAGCCAAAUCCAACAAACUCUGGCAAAAGUCAACCCAGAACGACUUCCCAGCAACACUGUUCCUAAUCCUAAGGGUCAUCAUGAAGCCAAUGCAAUGGUUUUGAAAAGCGAGAAGGUGGUGGAUGCAGCUCCAGUGGUUAAGAAGCCAAGAAAAAAGUGGGAAGAACCUGUAUUAGAGCAGAUUGUGCCUGAGGAACCAUCAAAAGUCAGUUUAGGCACCCCAACUCAAUCUGCUGAGGAAUUCUCUCAACCUAUUCAGAACGCACAUGGAACAAACAUUGAGUCGAGACCGAAACCAGCCCUGGUUACAGAAACAAGUGAAGGAGGAAAGAGACAAGGAGAUCCUAGACAUCUUCAAGAAGACUUGUGCACUUCAAAGAGAAAAUUCAAAGGAAUCGAAACAGUUGCCUUUAGUGAGAGGGUGUCUAUUGUGCUGCAAAGAAAGUUACCACCAAAGUUAGGUGAUCUGGGACGUUUCACUAUUCCAUGCACUAUUGGUGAUCACAGGUUUGCUGGUGCUCUUCUUGAUUUAGGUGCUUCCAUAAAUUUAAUGUCAUAUGCUGUGUAUGAUAGAAUGAAUAUGGGAGAACUUUUGCCUACUAGGAUAACCAUUAAACUUACCGAUCAAUCUAACUGUUACCCUAGAGGUAUUAUAGAAGAUAUGCUAGUGCAUGUUGGUGAUUUGAUUUUUCCAGCGGAUUUCUUUGUAUUAGAUAUAGAAGGUGAACAAGUGCCCUCUGAGAUACCAUUGAUUCUUGGUAGACCAUUAUUGAGAACAGCUCGCACUAAAAUUGAUUGUUAUGAAGGUUCACUUAGCAUGGAAGUAGCUAGAGAAAAGAUCAAAUUCAACAUCUUUGAAUCCCUUAAGCACCCAAAUACUGAUGAUAUGUACUCUUGUUGUUCUACUGAUGUUUUUGAGAGUUUUAUGCAGGAGUUCAUUAAGUACUCAUUGGAUGAGGAUCCCAUGCGAAAAGUCAUAGAAAUGGCUGGUAAAAAGAAAGUUUCAGCACAACCGGUUCAAUCUAUUAAGGAAAUUCAUCAACAUGUGGAAUUUGAGCCUGUAUUUGAGAUUGCAUGA
This is a messenger RNA of Argentina anserina (silverweed cinquefoil), 1200 nucleotides long. RefSeq lists its product as uncharacterized. Bases 1 to 1200 code for a protein of 399 amino acids. The record is from RefSeq and is a predicted model, not a curated record. The transcript is spliced from 3 exons. Lineage: Eukaryota; Viridiplantae; Streptophyta; Magnoliopsida; Rosales; Rosaceae.